Helianthus annuus (common sunflower) is the source of this 1041-nucleotide messenger RNA. RefSeq lists its product as uncharacterized. The transcript has a single exon. The record is from RefSeq and is a predicted model, not a curated record. NCBI's taxonomy places the organism in Eukaryota, Viridiplantae, Streptophyta, Magnoliopsida, Asterales, Asteraceae. The coding region runs from base 1 to 1041 and encodes 346 amino acids.
AUGGAGAACUAUAAUUCGUCCCUUCAUGAUGAACGUAACAAAGCUGCCAAUAACUCUAAGGAUGAUCGUGGUAAGCCGCCAUUAUUGGUUAAGGGUUUUGCUAGCCGUAUUAUGUCUAUUGAUGGAAAUCCCUUAGUACCACGUCGGGGAAGCUUUCAGAACUUGCAACCUGAUCCGAAACCUAUCAACAUUUUCGAUGAGCUUACGAAAAUCACAGUGCCUGUUGAUCCGGUGUGUUCUCAAUCUGUUCAGAAUCCUGAGGAGGGAGAGAAUAUCAAGGGUAUCCAAGGGUCGUAUGCGGAUAGAGUGAAGAUCAAUAUGUCAGCUAAGCGUGAGGUAAAUUUCAGACUGCUUGAGUCUUUAGAGAGUGUGGAGGAGGCAGAUGUUGUCAUCCCUAAGGAAGCCAUUCGACAGGUACAAAAGAAAUUUGAGAAUGUUCUUUACGGAUACUUUCUAGGUGAUAGAUUGCCUUUUCCAGUAGUUGAGUACUAUGUUAAGAAUGUAUGGGCAAAAUAUGGAUUCGUCAAGCUUAUGAUGAACUCGGAUGGUUUUUUCUUUUUCAAAUUCGAUUCCAAAGAGGGUAUGCAUAAGGUUAUAGAUAAUGGUCCAUGGCUGAUUAGGAAGAUUCCGUUAUUCCUGAAUAUACGGGGUCCGUCGGUGAGUUUAAAGAAGGAGGGCAUUAAGUCGGUUCCAGUAUGGAUUAGGCUACAUAAUGUUCCUUUGGCUGUGUAUACAGAUGAUGGCUUGAGUUUGCUGGCCUCAAAAGUGGGAAUACCAAAAAGGUUAGAUAGUUAUACGGCGGAUAUGUGUAUUGAGAAUUGGGGAAGAACGAGUUAUGCCCGUGCAAUGGUUGAGAUAAAUGCUGAUAAGGAGCUAAAAACUCAUGUAGUGGUUGCCAUCCCUAAAAUGGAUGAAGAAGGGUUUGUGAUGGAAAGAGUUAAGGUGGAAUAUGAAUGGAAACCUCAACGUUGUGAAACUUGUUGUUUAUUUGGCCAUAAUAUUUCUUCAUGCCCUAGGGUUUCCAAGGAGAAAGCUAAGUAG